CACAAAAUUUUGAGCAUCUCAGAAAUUACAAAACCCCAGCGGCUCAGGUUUCAUUUCUACCAUUAUCCUUCAUUCUGUGGCUUCCUUCCUUCCUUGCUCUGAUUCUCCUCACCUUCUCUUAUCAAUCCAGACACACACAGUCACCAAUUCAGAAACAACAAAAGACCCUUAUGUCCCGCAAAGGAGGAGGAGCUCCGGCUUCACUGCCAAAGGACGUACCUUGGAGGGCCUCAAACUCCAGACCCGUCCCCAAAAUCCACCACUCCCCUAUUCUGCGUGUGCCCCAAAACCCCACUACCAAUUAUGCAAUCUCCGUCAUGAAGCACCCCAAUCCGGUAGGAAAUGGGUUGGCCAGGGACGCCAUUGUGGAAGCGGCAGGACCCGAUUGCAUUGUUCCGGGUCAAGUCACACCCGUCAAAUUACUUGGUCUCAAGGUAUGGCCUAUUGAAGUUGACCUACAAUUUUUGGAACCCAUCGGACGUGAGCUUAAGUCUAUUGGAAAGUUCAUGGAUGAUGCUGUCACUCUCAUGAAUAAAUCAUUUAUAGAUCGCUAGCACACUGGUUUCCCAUUAUCAAGAGGAGAGAGUUGCAGUGAGCAGAAGCCUGGCUAGGAAGCUUCACAUACUAAUACGUCUCCCUCUGUGUUGUCUUCUUGCUUGUGCUCUAGUCAAAGCGUAGUUCCUAGAAUCUAGGUCAGAAGCAGAAGAUACUUAUGUUGUACUUUUGCACGAGAGUUCUAUUUGUUCAACAUCGUUUUGGCUCCAGAACUCUACGGAUGUGUGGAUGUGACAUGAAUACUUUUUACUGAAAUUUAUAUAAAAUGAGGUUCCUGAGUAA
Molecule: messenger RNA, 837 nt
Organism: Rosa chinensis
Lineage: Eukaryota; Viridiplantae; Streptophyta; Magnoliopsida; Rosales; Rosaceae
Exons: 4
Coding region: 171-554 (127 amino acids)
Cellular component (GO): chloroplast envelope
Source: RefSeq, a predicted model, not a curated record